AUGAGUGAGUCAAGUGAAGAGUCUAGCGAGCCGCCCUUCCAGAUGCCAGUGUUCCAGCAAGUGUUGUGGGUUAUCGCCUUCGGUAUGAUGAUCCUCGGGGCUUGUGUCGGCAACACCGUCGUUAUAAGGAUCGUUCUUGGUAACCAGCGGAUGAGAACCACCACUAACUACUUCCUGGUCAACCUGUCGGUGGCUGAUCUCUUCAUGACACUCUUCAACUGCGUCUUCAAUUUCGUCUUCAUGCUAAAGGGGCACUGGGGGUUCGGUAGUGUUUACUGCACUGUGUCACAGUUUGUGGCUCACGCUUCCCUUGCCGCUUCUGUCUUCACUCUUGCAGUCAUCUCCUUCGACAGGUUCUUGCAGGUGAUGAGGCCCCUCAAACCCAGGAUGUCUGUCUGGAUGUGUCGAGGACUUGUUUGCUUCAUCUGGGCUGUGGCAGCAUCCCUGGCUGCGCCUAUACUUCCCUAUGCCACCACCAUCCACUAUGAUAUUGGGGGCCGGGUCAUCUGCGUUACCUGGGGUGACGGGGCCCUUUCCCUGUCUCAAAAAGGAUUAGUGUACAAUGUGGUAAUCCUGGCGGUGACCUACGUAGUGCCUAUGACUGCUAUGAUCGUUUGCUACGCUGUUAUAGGUUGCAAGCUGUACGACACUCGCUCUCUCAAAACCUCUCGCCAGGCAGACAACUUUAAGAGUAAGAGGAAAGUGGUACAGAUGCUGGCGCUGCUAGUCGGGGUGUUCGCUCUGUGCUGGCUACCCUACCAUGUGUACUUCAUUCUGGUCCAUCACCACCCUCAGCUCAGUGUCCAGCCGUACGUUCAGCACAUGUACCUUGCCUUCUAUUGGCUUGCAAUGUCCAACGCUAUGAUCAAUCCCAUUGUCUACUACCUUCUCAAUGCCAGGUUCCGUUACUUCUUCAGGCAGUUGUUUGCACAGAUGCGAGGUGGACUACGCAAAUGUAUGAAGCCCCAGGAGGUCGGCUCCUCUGACGUCUCUGCUGAUGGUACAGCACCUCCGCUCACUCAUCACUCUGCAUGAACACCUGUCAGUGAUG
Cherax quadricarinatus is the source of this 1051-nucleotide messenger RNA. NCBI's taxonomy places the organism in Eukaryota, Metazoa, Arthropoda, Malacostraca, Decapoda, Parastacidae. The record is from RefSeq and is a predicted model, not a curated record.